AUGACGGAAAUAGGAUUAAAGAUUGCUUAAAAAUACCAAGUUGGAUAAUAAUUUGGAUAAGGAUCAUUCGGUUCAAUACAUAUAGCUACGAAUAUUGAAACUGGUGAAGUGGUUGCUGUGAAAAUGGAAGAUAGCAAAACAAAACAUCCACAAUUAACUUUUGAAGCAAAAAUUUUUAAAGUUUUAUAAGGAAAACUUGGUAUUCCUACAUUAUAUUAUUGUGGAUAAGAAGGAUAGAAAAAUGUAAUGGUUAUUGAUUUAUUAGGACCAUCAUUAGAAGAUUUAUUUAAUUUAUGUUAAAGAAAAUUAUCUUUAAAAACUGUUCUUUUGAUUGUUGAUUAAUUGAUUUCAAGAAUCGAAUCUUUUCAUAACGCAGGUUUCAUUCAUAGAGAUAUAAAACCUGAUAAUUUUUUAAUUGGAUUGGGAAAAAAAUCAAAUUUAAUAUAUAUUAUUGAUUAUGGUUUAGGAAAAAGAUAUUUAGAUUCCAAAACAAAAUAGCAUAUUCCUUAUAGAGAAAAUAAAAAUUUAACAGGAACUGCAAGAUAUGCAAGCUUAAGUGCACAUUUAGGUAUUGAAUAAUCAAGAAGGGAUGAUAUGGAAGCUAUUGGAUAUGUAAUUGUUUAUUUAUUGAAAGGUUCAUUACCUUGGUAAGGAAUUAAAGCAUAAAAUAAAUAGGAAAAAUAUAAUAAAAUUAUGGAAAAAAAAAUGUAAACACCAAUAGAAAUAUUAGCAAAAGGAUUACCUAUUGAAUUUUCUACUUAUAUGAAUUAUUGUAGGUCUUUAAGAUUUGAUGAUAAAAUAGAUUAUUUGCAUUUAAGAAAAAUGUUUAAAGAACUGUUUUAUAGAAAUAAAUAUGAUUGGGACUAUGCUUAUGAUUGGACUUUACCUAUUGAUAAUUAACCAAAAUCCUCAUGGAAAAAUAACAAAAUUACUAUAAAUGUUAAUUCAUAACCUGUUUUAAAUGAAUUAAAUAAUUAAUAUUAAGAAAUAGGUGAUGAUGGAGCACCAAUAACAUUACGUUUAAAUUAAGAUAUCUAAGAUAAAGGGUAAGCAUAACUUUAUAAAUCGGAAUAUGUUAAUUAAAACAAUAAUUAAGGAUUAAAAUCAAAUUAUUUGUAAAAACUAGAUAAGAAUAUGGAAGAAAAUAUAAAUGAUUCAAAUUUACCUUAAUUAAAUGAAAUUAAAUAAAAUAGUUAUAAAGCUGUAGAGUUUUAAUAAGAAGAAAUAUAUAGUACAGCGCAAAAAGAUAAUAAUUAUGAAAAUUAUAAUUAUAAUUAUGAUCCAUAUGAUGCAAUUUCAAACGUUUAAUAAAUACCUAAUAAUCUCUUAAACUUUUCUAAUUAAAAUAAUCUGCCUUAUUAAGGCGAUGAUAUUACUCCAGAUGCAUUUAAACCUACGCCUUAAUAUAUUGAUGAAAAUAUGAAUAAUUAUGGAGAGACAGAUAAUAAUUAUAGUCAUAUUUAAGAUUAUAGAAAUUGA
Messenger RNA from Ichthyophthirius multifiliis, 1479 nucleotides. RefSeq lists its product as hypothetical. Gene Ontology annotation, molecular function: ATP binding; protein serine/threonine kinase activity. Gene Ontology annotation, biological process: endocytosis; signal transduction; peptidyl-serine phosphorylation. The transcript is spliced from 8 exons. Gene Ontology annotation, cellular component: cytoplasm; nucleus. Lineage: Eukaryota; Ciliophora; Oligohymenophorea; Hymenostomatida. The record is from RefSeq and is a predicted model, not a curated record.